AUGACGCUUCAUGGUGUUGGAGACACUGAACCCCAUUGUAACUGUGAAGCUGAGGUUGUCUGCCAGUUGGAAGUAGGUACUCAAAUACUGUGUAUAAACAGUGGCACACAAAACCUAAAACUAGUUCCUCUAAUUCCUGAGUAUCAUGACCAAAAUAAUUAUCUUCAAUUGGUUAUUUUUGCAAUGAGCAGAACAUUUCUCAUAAUCGAGCCAUUUUUGUUUAAGGCCUGUCUUGAUAGAAACCCAGAAGCUUUCUUACCAAAGAUUGGGAAAAGGAAACUAGGAGAUAAACAUAACCAUAACAAAGGAUGUAAUUGCAAGUGCUCAGAAUGCCUCAAGAAUUAUUGUGAGUGUUACCUGGAUAAAAUUAUGUGUUCUCCUAUUUGCAAAUGAAUUGGUUGCAAAAAUCAUGAAGAAAGUCCAGAUGAGCAACCAGCUCUGUGCAUGUCUUGGGAAGAAGUGAAAGCAGCAUGUGCUUGUCUCCUGCUGCAAGCUGAAGAUGCAGAAAAAAAAGGUUACUCCAACUGUGUAGUUGAGCAGAUGAUCAUGGAGGAGUUUGGGAGAUGUUUACCGCAGAUCCUCUGUGCAUAAUUAAAAUCUAAAGGAUUGAAAGUUGAAUAA
Molecule: messenger RNA, 621 nt
Organism: Pipra filicauda (Wire-tailed manakin)
Lineage: Eukaryota; Metazoa; Chordata; Aves; Passeriformes; Pipridae
Product: tesmin-like
Biological process (GO): regulation of DNA-templated transcription
Cellular component (GO): nucleus
Source: RefSeq, a predicted model, not a curated record